This is a messenger RNA of Strongylocentrotus purpuratus (purple sea urchin), 1971 nucleotides long. RefSeq lists its product as uncharacterized. The record is from RefSeq and is a predicted model, not a curated record. The transcript is spliced from 3 exons. The coding region runs from base 1 to 1971 and encodes 656 amino acids. NCBI's taxonomy places the organism in Eukaryota, Metazoa, Echinodermata, Echinoidea, Camarodonta, Strongylocentrotidae. Gene Ontology annotation, molecular function: catalytic activity.
AUGUCUACCCUGAACGGGAGGGUUGGACAGUCUCUUACGACUCCCAGCCCGUCUGUGACGGGAGGAAGCCGUCUCCUGAGGAUUCAGGCCGUUUUCAGUACAGCGGGAUCACUCAAACUGCACGUGUCACUGGCUGGAGCAGAGCCAGUGAUCGGGUUCCGAGUGUCGAUCAGUGGCCGCAAUGGCGACACUCUUCCCCCGGGUCCGAGUGUCAGUGGCCGCAAUGGCGACACUCUUCCCCAGAGCACGAGCGUCAGUGGUCGGCAAGCCGACGACGCCCGCCUCUAUCGUGCGGUGGGGACUAGUGAUCGGGUCCCAACAAUGGAUGUCAUACCGAGCCCGACAGAAGUCGAGCCGGCAAACAGUAACGAGCUUGUCCGAGAGACGGUAGUAGCGCUCCCUAGCUUACCCACCGCCACACCGAAUGAACGAGUGGUCGGCUUGACGAACACACUUCCAUUAGCUGCACUAGCUGGCGGAGAGACGCGGGUACCAGGCUCCGACCAUCAGCUUGUGCUCAUGGGAGAUUUCAACAUCCAUGUUGACGACGAAACUGACAGAGAUGCUAGGAAAUUCCUCGAUAUCUUAGACACAUUUGAUCUUCAGCAGCAUGUAAAAGGUGCAACUCAUCGAGCCGGUCAUACCUUAGAUCUCUUGAUUUCCAGAAAGGUUGAUCAUCCUAUUGUGGCCAUGGACGUCGUACCAGGACUUCCUUCCGAUCACUCGGCAGUCCUGACUACGCUCAAUUUUGUAAGUCCAGCAACUUCCAAGAAGCAGAUAACUUGUCGGAAACUUCGGGACAUUGAUGUGGUUCAGCUUAAGAAUGACAUACAAACCUCAUUGCUUACACUUCCUACAGCCAAAGAUGCAUCUGACAUGGCAGAACAAUACAACAUCGUACUAAAGGAGCUACUUGACAAGCAUGCGCCUGAGCGAUCAAUACUUGUCACAACCAGACCAAAAGCUCCCUGGUACACCAAUGAAGUUCGUGAGGCAAAACGAUCUAAACGGCGUGCUGAACGUAAAUUGAAAAGUUCUGGUCUGGAAGUUGGUCGUCAACUGUUCAAAGAGGAAUGUAAAUCCUACAAUGCAGUUCUAUCUCAAUCAAAAUCUCGUUACUUGAUCGACGAGAUUGCGCAGUGUGACACCAAGCAUCUUUUCCAGCUUGUUCAGACGCUUUCCCGCCCAAAGUCACAGCAUCUUCUACCGGACCAUGAGUCAGACAUAAAUCUGGCUAAUGAUUUUGGACAAUUUUUCUACAACAAGAUUCAGGACAUCGUCACCAAUCUUCAGGGGAUUACUAGCCGCUCAUCAGAUUGUGAGGAUGGAGUGACGACGCACAAACUUUCUUCUUUUGAACCUGUAUCAGAAUUGGAGGUGCAAAAGGCGAUCCGUGAGAGUUCUUCUAAAUCGUGCCGACUUGACCCAAUACCGACUUGGCUCAUGAAAGAUUGUAUUAAUGAGCUUGUACCAUUUGUAACUGAACUUGUUAAUCUGUCCCUGCCUUCUGGAGAGGUACCUGCAGCGUACAAGACAUCACACGUCACUCCUCUCUUGAAAAAAACAUCUUUGGAUCGAAAUGAGUUUAAAAACUACAGACCGAUCGCGAAUCUUCCUUUCAUCGCCAAGACUCUAGAGAGGAUUGUAGCUGAUCAGCUCAGGACACACUUAGAAGACAAUGGUUUAUAUCCUGUCAUGCAAUCCGCAUACCGUCAGUUCCAUUCGACAGAAACAGCCCUCUUGAAGGUUGCCAACGAUCUCUUGUUAGCCAUUGACAAAGGACUUGAAGCUAUUCUUAUUCUGCUAGACUUCUCGUCUGCGUUCGAUACGAUCGAUCAUAGCAUGAUGAUACAACGUGCUGUAAUAAAUAGGGAUUUGAGGGAGUCGUCCUGCAGUGGCUUGCCUCCUACUUGGAAAAUCGAUCUCAGGUCAUCGUUCUCAAUGGUGUCCAGUCCGAAGCAUUUCCACUAA